AUGACAUCACCAACAGUAGAAAAUUUUAUGCUCAGCAUAAAGUGCAAGAAAUAAGGUCAUGAAACCCAACCAAUUAUGUAUGUUUGUAAUAUUGGUACUUGCAAGGAUAGAUUAGCUUGUGCUACUUGCAUGGUUUCUUCCCAUUCACAUCAUGCGAAGAAUUUGUAGAAUAUUAGAUAAUAUUUGUAAAAUUACAUAAAUCUUGAAGAUCAAAGAGAUAAAAUUAUGAAGGAAAAUUUGUUAUAUGCUGCAACAGAGGCAAAUUAAAAUAAAUUGUUAGAUGACAGGAAAGCUUUCGAAAGUGUAGUUUAAAAUAGCUUUGUAGAUCUAAUGAAACUGACAAAAAUAGUUUAUGAAAAUGCACAAGACAAAUUUAAAAUUCAUAAUAAAUAAAUGUACGAUGCCAUUGAUAAUGCAGUCGAAGAAACAAAUUAAAUCCUUAACAGAAAGGAUCCAACAACAAAGCAAAAAAUUGAAAAAUGUCCUGGCAAUAUGUAUGAUAACGUUUCUGAUCUUUGUGAAGAUUUAUUGAAAAACACAAGUCUCAAUUCAAUCCAAAGCUUAGAAAUAAAAGACAAGGUUAAAAAGCUUCCAGUGUUUGACACCGCAAAAUUCAAGAAGAUAAAAGAUGAAAUUCUAGAAUACAUAAAAGAGAAGCUAAAAUAACUACUAGAGCAUCAUGAUAUCAAGAUGAUAGAUUUGUCAUGGCAUUCAAGAUCAGCUGAAAUGUUGAAGAUGUAUGUUGGUCACACAGACCAUGUUAUGGAUAUGACUGUCUUAAAUGACGGAACUCUUGUUUCUUGUUCAAAAGACAAGACACUUAGAUUUUGGGAUACAGAAACUCACUAGUGCACUUAAACAACAGAUUUAUUCGAUAAAAACUUGAAUGCUAUUGCUACUAUGCCUGAUGGUAAUAUUGUAGUUGCUAAAGAUAACGUUAUCAAAUUUUACAGUGCUGCAAAGAAUGAACUUGAAAAAGCUCUCACAGGUCACGUAAAAACCAUCCUUGCACUGCAACCACUCCCUGACGGCAAUCUUCUUUCAGCUGGUUAAGAUUAAGUUAUAAAGCUUUGGAAUGUAAAGACUGGCUAGUUGUUAAGAUCUUAUUAUGGUCACGAUGAUUACAUUAGAAGAUUGCAUUUAACAAAGGAUAACAAGAUUAUUUCUUGCUCAGAUGACAAAUCAGUUAAGAUUUGGGAUCUCAAAACUGGUGAAAUCUUGAACUCUUUUGACUCUAAUAAUGAUUAUGUUUAUGCAAUUGAUGUAAUGAAAAAUGGUUAUGUGGUGACGGGUUCGAGAGAUGGUAUGGUCUAAAUUUGGGAUCCUGAAAAGAGUGUUAUGGUCUAAAAAUUCAAAGCUCAUAACUCUUUCAUCUACUCUCUGGUUGUGCUCACGGAUAAUACUAUAGCAACAGGAUCGGCUGAUAAUACUAUCAGAAUUUGGAAUCCAAAAACAGGUGACAUGAUUAGGAAGUUAGAAGGACAUAAAUUCCCUAUUAGACAAUUAAGAGUUUUACAAGAUGGUAACUUAGCAAGUUGUGCAGAAGAUAACAUGGUUAUUAUUUGGGCAAGUAAAAAGCUUGAAGUUAUUCACACUUUCUAACAUGAAAAAGCUGUUUGGACUGUAGCUUCUCUUCCUGGUAAUAGAUUCGUCAGUGGUAGUGAAGACAAAUCUAUUAAGAUUUGGGAUGCUAUUAAAGGUGGUCCUGCUAUAGCAACUAAAACAGACCAUACUGAAUAAGUAAGAGCCGUUCUUUAUAUUGGUAAUAAUAAAUUUGCUAGUGCAUCAAGCGAUAAGACGAUUAAGAUUUGGAAUUGCAACGAUUAUUCUCUUGUUAAAACUAUCACAGGUCAUGAAGGAGGUGUGAGAUCAUUGAGUUAGCCUCCUGAUGAACCUGAUAAAUUGAUUAGUGGUUCUGAAGACAAAACUGUUAAAGUUUGGGAUAUAAACUCUGGUAAUUGUUUGCAAACACUUUAAGGUCAUGAUGAUUUUGUCAGAGUCAUUAAAGCCAUAUCAAAUUAAAAGAUAGCAUCGGGAAGUAGAGAUAACACACUUAGAAUUUGGAGUCUAUAGACUUCUCAAGUGGAAACUAUUUUAAGAGGACAUCAAUUGCCGAUUUGGUCAAUUUUAGAAAUUGAACCUGGUAAAAAGAUGGCCACAGGCUCUUCAGACUACACAAUUCGUAUUUGGAAUAUGGAGACAAAUAAAACUAUUCAAUAAUUACAUGGACAUACAGGACCAGUAUGGUGCUUGGUUAAACUUUCUGAUACGAUUAUUGCUUCUGGUUCUGAAGAUUGUAUGCUUAGGCUUUGGGAUUGGGAACAAGGAGAUUGUAUUAGAAGUUUACUUUCACAUUCAUAUGGUAUUUGGGGAUUAGCAAUAGAUGAAAGUGAAAAUGUGGCGACUGCAUCUUGGGAUAAAACAGUAAAAGUGUGGAAUGUUAAAAAGAGAGAAAUAAUGGAGUGA
This is a messenger RNA of Tetrahymena thermophila SB210, 2466 nucleotides long. RefSeq names its product WD40 repeat protein. The transcript has 10 exons. The record is from RefSeq and is a predicted model, not a curated record. Lineage: Eukaryota; Ciliophora; Oligohymenophorea; Hymenostomatida; Tetrahymenidae. Gene Ontology annotation, cellular component: cytoplasm; nucleus. Gene Ontology annotation, biological process: ubiquitin recycling; proteasome-mediated ubiquitin-dependent protein catabolic process. Gene Ontology annotation, molecular function: ubiquitin binding.